AUGGAGAAGAAAACGGCAUUUCUUAUGAUAUUGUUGAUGACAAUAUUCCCAGUAUGUCACGCUGAUAAUCUUGAACUUCUUUUGGGUACCCUCCGAACACAUCAAAAAGCUGCUUGUGAUGAAGAAAUGGUAACGCUCAUCUGUCCACGUGGAACCACUAUUAGUAUACAGGUAGCACAGUAUGGAGCAUCUGUGACGCAAGGAUCCUGUUCAUCAGACCUCGCGGAGUACCAGCCUGUUGCAGUCGAAGUCGUAGGGGACACGUCAUGUGUGUGGCCUAAUGCUUUACAGUAUUCAUUGUUACAGACUGUGGUGGAAGCCUGUCAGAAGAAGCGUCAGUGUAAAUUCCAUACGAGCCCUAAAGCGUUUGGGGUCGAUCCUUGCCCAGGUUCAAGAAGGUUCGUCGAGGUUGCGUAUAAGUGCCGUCCUUAUGAAUUCCGAAGCAAAGUUGGUUGUGAAAAUGACGUCCUCCACUUAAGUUGUAAUCCUCACUCGCGAGUGGCCAUCUACUCAGCACAGUACGGCAGAACAGAGUACGACUCUAUACAGUGUCCGCAACCGAGAGGAAUGAAGGAAGAAACCUGCAUGGAGCCAUAUGCGACGGAGACAGCCAUGAGGGAGUGCCACGGUAAAAGGCGAUGUGUUCUAUCAGCAGAUAGUAACAUGUUCGGACGGCCAUGCAGAACAGGCAGCCGAACCUACCUCAAAGUUGUUUACACUUGUGUGCCACGUACGGUGUUAAAGGAGCGUUAUGAAAGUGCCCCUGAAGAGGACGAGGUUGCUCACGAUGUGUCCGAUCUUGACAACGAUGAUGUCGAUGAGACCAAUGAUCGCUGGUGGGGAGAAUCAGCGGUACCUCCAGCGCCAGCCGUAGCAGCAGUUCCUCCACAACGUCCUUCGAUGUCCACCAGCCUGAAUGUGACCAGUAUCAGCAGAGAUGAACCUUCCGCGUCACCACCUAGACAUCACUUGGCUAAAGACGAUGAAUUCGACAUGAUCUACAUCUACAUCAUUGGAGCCGUCACAGUAGCCCUUCUUUUAUGUACUAUUCUCGGAAUAGUACGGUGUGUCAUGCACAAACAAACAGCUGAUCAGCCAAAAGGUCCAGACGUAUCUGCCACAACUGAAAUACCCAAUGGAUUUAACGACAGCAUAUCAGAAGUCGAUAACGACAUCAACAUAACCAGUCUAUCGGGACCCGUCGACUCUGUUGAUUCAGGAAUCAAGCAAGACAUACAGUACACCAACGUUGCUCUUAGCCCCAAAAUCAAUAAGUACGUCGGUCGACCUGUACCGAACACGUACCCACAUGUAAGUACCAAUAUGUACGGACAGGUGGCUGAAUUCCCCAUAGAAAUGCCUCUACGAACUAUGCCACAUGGCACGUUAGGCCGCGGAGUUGCGGUCAAAACUCUGCCAAGAGUUCAAAUACAAACUGAAACUGACCAUAACACUCGGAGUUUAUAUCGAUAUUCCAACGCCCAGUACUACUUCGGGUGA
This is a messenger RNA of Arctia plantaginis, 1500 nucleotides long. The record is from the annotation of a GenBank genome assembly. Lineage: Eukaryota; Metazoa; Arthropoda; Insecta; Lepidoptera; Erebidae.